Molecule: messenger RNA, 1899 nt
Organism: Ornithodoros turicata
Lineage: Eukaryota; Metazoa; Arthropoda; Arachnida; Ixodida; Argasidae
Exons: 12
Coding region: 123-1220 (365 amino acids)
Source: RefSeq, a predicted model, not a curated record
UGUGUCUUCUGCUUUGUGCUCGCGUUCGUACAUCGUAAUUGCCUACGCUUGGGACUGCAAACUGCACACUGUAUUGAUUCCUGUGACGUGGUAUGGUCCUCUGCAGUCAACAGCAGUGAAAAAUGGCAAAGUACUGCAUUGUUGAGUUUGUUGAAGAAGGCAGCGUUGAACUAGUUCCAUCGAACUGGAUAACUGGGAACAAGUGCUCGUGGCCACCUGGACCUGGUGACAAGACACACUUGAUCAAGAAGCGUCAGCCUCCAGGACGAGAAUGGAAAAUGUACAAGGUUGCAGUCAAGGGAGCUUAUGAUAGGUACGAAGAUGGCCGGAGGAAGGUUGACCUUGCGCAGUACACUUCAGAUUUAGACUCGGGUCAGGAGCUCAAAAAGCGAAGAAUACAAAGGCCCACCAGAUACGACGACGAAGAUGUACGCUACAGUGCACCCACGCCACCACUGAGCUUUCCACGAGCCUCCACGUCCCACUCUCCUCGUAAUGACACACCUGAUGAAGAUGAUGCAGCAUUGUCCACGGUAUCGGAUACCAUAAUUGAUGACAUCAGUGACAUCCAAGCAGCAGAUGAGAGCGUUGAUUGCGGAAACUCACUUCGAAAAGUGCAUAGUUCGGCUUCCCUGGAGAUUGACCAAGAACGUACAAAACAGCAACAGCAGCCGACACGCACUAAUAGAAAAGCGUUGCCUCCUGGUGAAUUCCAGCAUGAGGUGCUGACUCGUCUCACAGCUCUUCGCAUGGUACUACAGCAGCAGUCUGAACUGUUGACAGCACUUUCAAUGAAAUGCACAAAAGACAGUGUCAUUCUGGAAGAAGGCAGCGUCUUCAAGGAUCAGUUUGACGACAUUGCGGCGUUGCAACGCUUUGAUGCGUCCCUGACCGAAGCAACGAAAGGAUCUCUGGUUCGCUACUUGUCCAGCAUUGGGGGCGUGAGCCCGGAAUCUUGUACUAGGCGAAUACUAAGGACGCUGAUGUCAGAUCGGGUGGCAGCAGAAUUUUCGUGGCAAGGAAAAAAAGGGAAGCACUCAUUCUGCAACCUUAACGUUUCCAGAUGCAUUAUUGCUGCUGUUAAGUCUACACGGAAAUGCAGUGACUAUACCAUUGAAAGCGCAAUAAAAGACUGGCUCCGCCAUGCACCUGCAAGAACCCGGGACACCUCCCAGAGCUCAUCUGCAAAGGGUUCCUCAAAUGAAACAUCUGCACACUGAGGCCUCGCUGUGUGGACACUGCUUUCCUGAACAAAGGACAAGAAUGCACAUACUGUUUCUUUUUUUUUAGCCUCAGAGUUCCACAGCGGUGCUUUGUGAACCUGUUUACUCACUCAGGAGGAUGAGGAGCCUGCCAACAGGACAUUUCGUACUCGGUUCAAGUGCAUCUUUUGGACAGUGUCAUAUAUAAACAACUAAUGCUCCCCUUGUAGUCAAGUCACUAAGCAUACACGCUUGCAUCCACCACGAGGGAAAUUCAGUGCUCAAAUGAAGAAGUGGACUGCGCAAUGCAAAGGCGUACCUGUGUGACAGUGUUUCGUGCCAGAUAUUUUAGUGCACUUAAUAUAUUGAGUACAAAGUAAUGUACUACACAUUUGCAAGUACCUUAUUUAUACUAAUGGUACCAGAUAUGUACUUAUUAGAUAUGUUCAAUUUCAAUAUGUUGCUAAGCAUAUUCGAAUUGUAUAACUGCAAGUUUAUGACAGAGUAUUCUCACAGAGUUGUAAGACCGGUAAUGCCUUCUCAAGUCAUGCUAAAUGCCAACAUGUCCAUUUCUACAUCUGCAAAACUAAAUAUAAUGUGUCUCUACAUUAAAUAUAUGUACUUAACUAGUUCAUUCAUUAAUAAAAGGUAGAAUGUCAUAUACUACGCAUUUCAGUAAUGUGCCAAGGUACUUGGU